Messenger RNA from Acanthosepion pharaonis, 618 nucleotides. NCBI's taxonomy places the organism in Eukaryota, Metazoa, Mollusca, Cephalopoda, Sepiida, Sepiidae. The record is from the annotation of a GenBank genome assembly.
AUGCGCAGAAUCGUUAUACAUGACAUAAGCAUCAACACAGAAGACAUUCCUUAUUACCACCUCUCGUCAUCCAAAACAUUGUCAGUUACCCUGGGGCCUUCUUUUUUCUCCUCUCGCUUUUCUUUUUUCUUCUUUCCUUGCUUAACUUUUCCUUUUCUCCGUCCACCUAAUUUGUCUCAUUAUUCCCUUCUCUCGUCCUCAUUCUUUCCCAAACACUCGCACAUUUUACACGGACCAAGAUUUGGAGAACUUCUCUCAUUCGGUCUCUUUCUCAAUCUACUGCAUUCAUUCUUGCUUUGUGAGUCUUUUUUCUCUCUCUUUCCGAUCCACCACGAAAAAUUCCCGCUUUUCUCUCUCUCUCUCUCUUCUAAUUUUCAACAUUUUUUUUUGUCUUUUUUUCAUCUCCUAUCCGUGCCGAACCAACAUUUGCUGCUUCUCAUCAUCACCACCAUCGCCAUAAUGUCGUUGUUUUCCCAUGAAUCCGUCUUACUCUCUUCUUCUUCUUCGUCGUCGUCUUCUUCAUCGUCUUCUCGUUUAUAUUACCCUCCCCUUUCUCUCCGUUUUAUCUCUACUACGACUAUCACAGCGGCUGCUGCUGCCAUUGAACCGUCCUUUUAA